Messenger RNA from Solea senegalensis (Senegalese sole), 1253 nucleotides. Its product is annotated as cathepsin K-like. NCBI's taxonomy places the organism in Eukaryota, Metazoa, Chordata, Actinopteri, Pleuronectiformes, Soleidae. Gene Ontology annotation, cellular component: lysosome. The transcript is spliced from 3 exons. The record is from RefSeq and is a predicted model, not a curated record. Gene Ontology annotation, biological process: immune response. The annotation marks the transcript as partial. Gene Ontology annotation, molecular function: cysteine-type endopeptidase activity.
GAUGGGAAAUGUCAUUACUCCGUCAAAGGAAAAGCUGGACACUGUUCCAGGUUUCACAUCCUUCCUCAGGGAGAUGAGCGCACUCUACAGGCUGCGGUGGCAUCAGUGGGACCCGUGGCUGUGGCUGUGAAUGCCAUGUUACCGUCCUUCCAUCUGUACAGAGGAGGUUUAUACAACGCCUCUGGCUGCAACCCAAGGUUUAUAAAUCAUGCCGUUCUACUUGUGGGCUAUGGCACGGACAGGGGACAAGAAUACUGGCUCAUAAAAAACAGUUGGGGAACUGCAUGGGGAGAGGAAGGCUUUAUACGACUGGCAAAGAAUAAAAAUAACCUCUGUGGCAUCGCCAGCUUUGCAGUUUACCCAACACUGUGAAAACACCACCAGAACUGUGAAUGUCAAAAACACAACACAUGAGGAUAUUUCACCAAACUGUUCCUCUGUUACAUUGUAUUUUAUAUAUUUAUAUAUGUGUAUUUUAAGUGUUUGUUACCAUUGCAAACUGGUGGCGAUAAAUCCUGUUUGAAUAUUCUACAGAUAUUCAGUCAGUUGCACUUCAAAGAACCGACUGACUCCAAACAACUACCAUAGACACACGGGACACACCUCGAUUUUAUUGGAUCUUAGUAUUUCAUAUUUUGAAUAUAAAAAUAAAUGUUUUUUUAAAUCAUAAUAUCACCCACUAACUCCAAAUCACAACAGAUUUUCAGAGGUGGAAAGAAUCCUGAAAUAUUCCACUCAAGUAAAAGUGCCACUAUUUUCAUAACAUUUUACUACAAGUAAAAGUACUGAUCUAAAAACUUACUCAAGCUAGAACAUUUUACUUUAGUGAAAGUUACUUCGUUACUUUUUUAACAAGGUUGUGUCUUGCAAAAAGGACAAGGGGACACAAAUGUCACAUGAAUUGUUUUUAAUUAAAGGCAAAUCUGUACAUACACAGAAUGCAUCAGUCAAAAUGGGUCAAAGGUCACAAAUACUUUAACUUUCUCACACACUCAGGGACCUCAAUUAACGCCAGUUCACCUGUCCUCAUCAUUCACUCAUCUGUCAUCAUCAUUCACUCAUCUGUCCUUAUCAUCCAAAGUUUCCAGUGCGUGAUUUAUUUAUGUUUUAUUUAUUUAUUUAUUUUUUAAAUUCAGGCCAACAUUUUUGUACUCUGUAAAAUAUGUGAUUCAAAGCGUAGUGAAGUAAAUUACUUUCAAAAGACAUACUUAAGUAAAAGUAAAGUGACACGUUUUAAAAAGUACAAGUACACA